AUGCGUUUACUAUGGCAUCUUACUACAAUUUUUGUAUGGCUACCAUGGACGGUUUCCGCUGCUGGUGCCAUGGUGAUGUUGGUAACCGCUCGAUCUGAGGUUCCUUAUGUCCUUUCAACCAUCCAUAGUUAUCAGGAACGUUUCAAUGAAAAGUACAACAACGACUGGGUUAUAAUCAGCUACAGAAGUGUAAUUCGGAAUCACAGAGAAACAAUUAGGGAAAUCGUGCGAGGUUCCACGGUAAUGUUUGUGGAUCUCAAGUAUUUGGGUGAUUUUCUCAAGUAUCCAGAGGGAACAGAUACGACGAAAGUGCGUAAGCUUCGGAAUAGUACACCACUUAAAAGCCCAUGGCGACGAUUAUACAAUUCUGUCUACUCCCGUCACUUUACAAGGUUUUCUGCUGGCCACUUCUUUAACCUAGAUAACAUUUGGCUGUCGUACGAGUAUUAUUGGCGGGUUCCUGUUGGCUCCAAAUUAGGAUGCGACGUCAAUUACGAUGUCUUUCAGUAUAUGGAAGACAACAACAUCAAAUACGGUUUUCUGUUGAUUCAGAAGGACAACAUGGCUAUGCAUCCUUCGUUUUUGCACGAAGUCCAGAAAUACGUGGAGAAUCCAGACAAUGAAAUGCAACCAUCUCCAAGUAAGAACAACUUUAACUUUCUCAUUGAAUCCGGCGAAGUCACCGAAAACAACGAAUGGAUUUAUAAAUCAUGCAAUUUCGAUGCCGAGUCGGAGAUUGUUAGUGUUGAUUUCUUUCAAUCUCCACAGUACAAGCAUUUUUUCAACCACAUUGAUCUGCUCAAGGGUAUGUAUUAUGAGACAUGGCGAGAAGCUGCUAUCAAAACAGCAGCAGUUUCGCUCUUCUUACCAAGUGAACAAGUCAGAUUUAUGGAUCUCCCCAUAAUAUCGCCCAUGUAUGGCGUUUUCAAUUGCCCAUCUUCCCCAGACACUUAUAUCGCCAAUAGGUGCACUUGUGAUGCUAAUAUCCACCAAAAAGCCUACAAAUUUGGGCCCCUGCAAAUGAAAGCAGUACAGAUGCUGCAGAGUGAAUGUCUACUGCAUUGGACCUCCCUACACUCAAAUAACUAG
Messenger RNA from Meyerozyma guilliermondii ATCC 6260, 1089 nucleotides. RefSeq lists its product as uncharacterized. The transcript has a single exon. The record is from RefSeq and is a predicted model, not a curated record. Gene Ontology annotation, molecular function: alpha-1,2-mannosyltransferase activity. The coding region runs from base 1 to 1089 and encodes 362 amino acids. Gene Ontology annotation, cellular component: membrane; Golgi apparatus. Gene Ontology annotation, biological process: protein N-linked glycosylation; cell wall mannoprotein biosynthetic process. NCBI's taxonomy places the organism in Eukaryota, Fungi, Ascomycota, Pichiomycetes, Serinales, Debaryomycetaceae.